Messenger RNA from Boeremia exigua, 1868 nucleotides. RefSeq lists its product as uncharacterized. The record is from RefSeq and is a predicted model, not a curated record. NCBI's taxonomy places the organism in Eukaryota, Fungi, Ascomycota, Dothideomycetes, Pleosporales, Didymellaceae. Bases 107 to 1690 code for a protein of 527 amino acids. Gene Ontology annotation, biological process: cell wall biogenesis; regulation of fungal-type cell wall biogenesis. The transcript has 2 exons. Gene Ontology annotation, cellular component: mating projection tip.
CGCCUCUCCUGCCUCCUCCCACGCCGCUCUCUGGAGGCUCUAUCCGCACACGACAGCGCAGCGCGCCCCGGCCCUUCCCUUUGUUGCGCUCCCUCCCGUCGACACCAUGGCUCAAUCCGUCGGCUCCUUCUUCCAGUCGUUCUGGCACACGAUGACCUCGAACGACCGCCACGCCUCGCACGACUCGCCCUACCGCACCGGCCGCCACAUCCCCAUCCCGCAGAGCCGGCACAGCGCCCUCACCUCGAUUGCGACCAGCGGCAUCGACUCGCGCGUCGACCUGUCGUCGCCCUACGCACACGACGACAUUGCCACCAGCAAUGGCUUCAUCGGCUCGCCCAAGGGCCCGCUGUCGCCCAACUCGCCCUACUCGCCCGGCAUGCGCGGCACCCUGAGCCGCCAGGCCACCGCCGACGGCGACGCCUUCGACAAGGGCCCCAACGGCGAGAUCCAGAUGCAGAACUUCAACGAGGGCCUGCCGCCGCCGCCGCCCGUCUCGCACUCGUGGAAGCGCAUCGACCGCUGGGUCGAGGACCACUACGAGGAGCUGUUCGACAACAUCUGCGAGGGCGCCACCGCCAACGACGUCAACGAGCUGGAGCACGAGCUCGACGCCACCCUGCCCAUCGACGUCCGCGAGUCGCUGCAGGUCCACGACGGCCAGGAGCGCGGCGGCCUGCCCACCGGCGUGCUGUUCGGCAUGAUGCUGCUCGACUGCGAGGAGGUUCUCAUGGAGUGGAAGAACUGGCGCACCGUCGCCGACGAGUACCUCAACAACAAGCCCGACUACUCGUCGCCGCAGAUCCCCGUCAAGGCCUUUGCCGGCUCCUCGACCGCCGCCCCCGUCGCCCAAGCCCAGCCGACCGGCAACCCGCUGUGGCGCCAGGACCUGCAGUCUCGCCAGGAUUCGCAGCCGCCGAACGCCGUCCAGAAGGCCUACGCCCAUCCCGCCUGGAUCCCGCUCGCCCGCGACUGGGGAGGCAACUACCUGGCGACUGAUCUGGCGCCCGGUCCCACAGGAACCUGGGGCCAGAUAAUCAUCUUCGGCCGCGACUACGACUGCAAAUUCGUCGUUGCACGCUCGUGGGCCGCCCUGGUCGCCAUGGUCGCCGAUGAUCUGGCCUCGAAAGACGUCCACAUCGAGGAGGAGAGUGGGGAGCUGAAGCUCCUAGCUUUCAGGGGUCAGAAUGUGGAGCCGCCCUACCUUGAGAUCCUGCGUUGGCGGUGCGAUCAGAAGUACGGCCGGAGGCCCGUGAACAGGCGCCGACCACAGAGCGGCCUGCGCAUCAACCCAAAUGCUCCUGGCACCGUUGUACCUAGCUCGACCGCCAGCAGUCCCUACCACAGCCCGGUAAUGGGCCCACAGGACCGUGGUCGCAGCCCCCACCGCCUGUCUACAAAGCAGAAGGGUGUCAGCCCACGAGGCAAGCUCUCCAGCCCUCUUGCCCGCGUCGCCGAAGAGCACGCGCAGCCCCUCAACGUCAACACCAACCUUGACGCCAAGACCAACACUUCCGCAGACAAGCUGAUCUCGGUCGACACCCCAAGGCCAAGCGACGACUUCCCCGUCCGCGCCAGCGUAAGCAGCGAUAAGGAGAACAAGAAGGACACACCAGAGGAGAAGACAAAGCCCGCUUCCCUCAAGAGCCCCAUUGCGGACACUCCCGACCUCAAGACCGUCGAGAUAUAGCCCUGCUAUAUCCCCCCGCGGCGCCUUCCCAUUUGCUCCCUCACGUGAGCACCACUGGAUACCCUUAGCAGCAUCUACGCGCAUCCCUUAUCCAUGGCCUGAAGGCUCGGGCACACGCAGUCACACCCGUAAUCACACUGUACAUGUGUCCUCCCGCCGAGCUCCCUUCUCGCGCGAC